Paramisgurnus dabryanus is the source of this 1613-nucleotide messenger RNA. RefSeq names its product v-maf avian musculoaponeurotic fibrosarcoma oncogene homolog Bb (gene mafbb). Lineage: Eukaryota; Metazoa; Chordata; Actinopteri; Cypriniformes; Cobitidae. Gene Ontology annotation, biological process: regulation of transcription by RNA polymerase II. The record is from RefSeq and is a predicted model, not a curated record. Gene Ontology annotation, molecular function: RNA polymerase II cis-regulatory region sequence-specific DNA binding; DNA-binding transcription factor activity, RNA polymerase II-specific. Gene Ontology annotation, cellular component: nucleus.
CAAGCACUAGUCAUCGAGAGAUCAUCUAAAACCUGAAAACUUUGACUUUUCUUUAAAACACCCGACAGGGACGUUGUCUGAAAGAGUACAUCAUUGAAAGUUCUUCAUCAGCUUGUUUUCACAGUUGUAGAGUCGUGUUUUCAAAUGACACCUAAACCACAGCAAUAACUGUUUGCUUACUACAUCGAAACGAGUGCAGAAAUCAUGACGGCGGAGCAGCACGGUCUUUUGGAAUUGGCAAAACAUCAGCUCAAUUUGGACUACGGUGACUUCGACAUGUCAAGAUUUGAUGUGAAAAAGGAGACGGCAGUCUUGGGACCGGACCGCGCAUUUAUCCAACAGUGCAGUGUACACGUACCCGGUUCCGUGUCCACCACACCACUGAGCACCCCGUGCAGCUCGGUGCCUUCAUCUCCCAGCUUCAGCCCAAAUGGACAGAGAAGCGGUGCUGAUGAUCUCUACUGGACCCUGAGCACGGGAGCUUACCCACAACACCCGGAUCCGCACUGUCUUGAACUAACCCCCGAGGAUGUCCGCGAAGCCCUAAGUGCAAAUUUCAUGCAUGGACACCCGGCGCCUCAGAUGCAUCAACAGCAGCACCAAGCAGAUAUGGAGGGAUACAAGAGUAUGGGUCCUUUCCACGGCCACGCGCAAAGCAUGCAUCAGUAUCAUCCCCAGCAGUAUACUGAACUCCAGAAUCCUGACGCGCGCCCGCUUGCGCACGACUUUGAAAAAGUCGACCAGUUCAUGCAACAUCUCGACUGCUCGUCCCAAGGUGGGACACACCUGCUGAAAUCGCAUAAUGUGCAGCAGCAGAACCACAGACGAAACGAGCGCGGCGUGGAGAGCCGCUUCUCGGACCAGCAGCUUGUGUCAAUGUCCGUGCGCGAGCUCAACCGACAUCUCCGCGGCAUGACCAAGGACGAUAUUAUCCGCCUGAAGCAGAAACGCCGCACGCUGAAAAACCGCGGAUACGCACAGUCCUGCAGACACAAACGGGUUCAGCAGAAACACAUACUGGAGCACGAGAAAACCAGCCUGGUUACGGAAGUGGAGCAGCUAAAGCACGAACUCAAUCGGCUGGUGCGCGAGAGAGACGCGUAUAAACUGAAAUGCGAGAGGCUUGUUGUGGGAAUGAACUGUCAGAAUAACGGAUCCACCAGUGAAAAUGCAUCAUCCCCUGAAUAUCUGCGAUAAUUCAACUUUUAUAGCAUUUUUGGAUGGACAUGAUAUGUACUUAAGACUUUGGAGAGAAAGAGUUUUGAUUUUGUCUUUUUAGUAGGCUAUUUUAUAUUUUCCUUGUAGAGAAUUUAUCUCUGAGAUGUCAAGCUGGUUUUGAUAUUGUAUCUUUUAUCUUCUGUUUUCACAACACCAUCAGUCAUCCUAGCUAUGCAAAUGACAUUUGACCCUUUCAGCAAUAGAUGCAUUGUGUUGGUAUUAUUUGUCUGAAUGCCCUAUCAGGAUAGAUCAUGUGGCUUUGUUUAUCUUUUAUUUGUUUUAUUAUUCAACUAUCAGUAAUUUUGUUCCCUAAAGACUUCUUUAAAGAGUUAACAGUUGUGAUUCACGUUUUGUUACUAGAAUAAAUUUUUUCAAAUAAAGCUGUUUCUCCCUUA